AUGAUAUUCAAUAGAAGUGUUUAUCUUAUCAUCUUUCGACGUUUUGCUGUUAUUCACCAUACAAAUAUUUUAGCAUUUUUCACAUCAUCUGUGUUGAUAAAUUUAGGUGAAUCAAUGAAAAAACUUAUAGAUAAACAAAAAUAUCAAGAAGCUUUAGAUCUUUUUAAUCAUAAUUCAACAUCUAUAUCAGAUGUUGCUAUCAGUUUAGCUUUAAAAGCUUUGACUUGUGGCGAUGAAGAUAAUGCAUGUCGUAUAUUUUGUGAAACUAAAAAUAAAACACCAAGUGCAUAUGGUGUUAUGUUUAAAGGUAAUUAUUAA
Molecule: messenger RNA, 318 nt
Organism: Rotaria sp. Silwood1
Lineage: Eukaryota; Metazoa; Rotifera; Eurotatoria; Philodinida; Philodinidae
Source: the annotation of a GenBank genome assembly